Dendronephthya gigantea is the source of this 1545-nucleotide messenger RNA. Its product is annotated as lysophospholipid acyltransferase 7-like. Gene Ontology annotation, cellular component: mitochondria-associated endoplasmic reticulum membrane contact site; membrane. The coding region runs from base 136 to 1503 and encodes 455 amino acids. The transcript has 5 exons. Gene Ontology annotation, molecular function: lysophospholipid acyltransferase activity. The record is from RefSeq and is a predicted model, not a curated record. NCBI's taxonomy places the organism in Eukaryota, Metazoa, Cnidaria, Anthozoa, Malacalcyonacea, Nephtheidae. Gene Ontology annotation, biological process: phosphatidylinositol biosynthetic process; lipid modification.
AUUAUGAAAUGGCCAAUAUUAUAUUUACUUUAUAAGAAGGUCUUGACUGGAAGAUAAGAGUAUUUAUUUUGUAUUUGCAUAAUACUACGGUGGAAAUAUAGCGUGGCGAGGAUUAGUUAGGCCAUUAUUUUCAAAAUGUCUCGCGAAGACGUGGUUUACAUGUUGCUGCUGUUCGGAGCCAUCCCUUUCGGACAUCUUGUCAAAAUAUCUGGCUCACCUUCAAGGAAGCAAUUUCUUGCAUUAUUUGCCGGUCUGGUCAUGAUCGUGGCUACCUCAGGCUUUAGAGGAAUUGUGCAUUCGUUUUGUACAAUCUUGGGCACCUUUUUAAUUCUUAAAAUUGCCGGUCCAAGAUAUGGUCCAUGGUCAGCAUUUCUAUAUGUGUUUGGUUAUUUGUUUUUCUUCCGAACAUGUCACUGGUACGGGCUUCCCCAACCACCUCCUUAUUCAAAUGCAGUACAGCUAUUGGUUACCCUGAGGAUGUGUACCAUUGCAUUUGAAGGUUUCCAACUGAGCUGUAAAAACAGACCUAGGAAACUAGAGGAGAUCACGGCAAACUCCAAGCUACAAGUUUCAUUAUACGAUACUUUUAGUUAUGGAUAUUCUUACUGUGGCCUGAUGACUGGCCCUUAUUACAGAUUAACUACUUAUGUAGAUAUGCUUCACCAGACAAAGCCAAUUCCAACAUUGAAUGUUGUUCUUCAAAGACUUAAACAUGUUCCCUUUUUAGCAGCAAUUUAUAUUCCCCUAAAUGCAUAUUUCCCUGUGAGUCAUCUUACAAGCAUGGCAUUUGAAAAUCAUUCCUGGGGAACGUUAUACCAAAUUGCAUAUUUGAUACCUUUGUUUGGCUGGUUUCGAUUGAGGUUCUAUAUUGGUUGGCUGUUGGCAGAGAGCAGUUGUUUGUCUAUGGCUUUAGGAGCAUAUCCCGAAGAGUGCAAAUGUCGACCAGGACAAGGACCAACAGUUGAAUUUCCUGAAGAUAAAAAGAUAGAAAAAUAUGAUUUUGAAACAAUUCGAAACAUCAGGCUAUGGGAGACAGAAUUUGCACCAACUCUUCAUAAAACUACCAAGACAUGGAACAUGACUGUCCAGUGGUGGCUAGCUCAAUAUUUUUACAAGAAAUUCCCAUUUAAGCAACACAGAAUGUGGGCUACAUUUUUGUUCAGUGCUUUCUGGCAUGGUGUUCGACCAGGCUAUUACCUUACAUUUAUGAGUGUACCUCUUGUCAUCUUGGCCCAGUCAUUAAUGGAGAAGUUAAUUCAACCAUCAGUAGAAUGGAAGACCACAUAUGAUUGGAUAAAUUGGUUGAUUCUUCAUCGCUGCUUUGAGUAUCUUAGUGUUGCUUUCAUACUGUUAGAUAUUAAUGCAAUCAUACAAACAUGGACACAGAUGUACUUUUAUAAUCAUAUUAUGACUCUCUUCUUUAUCCUUUUGGCGUUCAUUUUGAUGAGAAAGAAAACUAACGAACAUGGGGUAAAGUUGGAAAAUGGCAAAAAGAAUUCUUAGUUAAAAAGACAAAUUAUGAAAUAUACAUUUUAAAUGGUUUAU